This is a messenger RNA of Achroia grisella, 651 nucleotides long. It is a transcript of the gene Fcp3C, whose product is annotated as follicle cell protein 3C-1-like. The transcript is spliced from 4 exons. The record is from RefSeq and is a predicted model, not a curated record. Bases 154 to 651 code for a protein of 165 amino acids. NCBI's taxonomy places the organism in Eukaryota, Metazoa, Arthropoda, Insecta, Lepidoptera, Pyralidae.
GCUUUUCCCCCAGGUUUAUAUAGAUACCGUCAUUACCACAGUCCAUUUAGUAAGUUACGUUAAACUAAAGAGUGAUGUAAGGAAAGACAUACCAGAUAUACCUGUUAAUUUUUGUGUUGUUGAAGUGGAUAUAAUAAUUAAUAAUUAGCAAAAAUGGUUGGUGCACGCAUAUGGAUGUUGUUGGUGAUUUGUUUGUAUCUGUUUACUGAUACUGAGGGCCGCAGGAAGCUCAAACGAGAUCAAUACGAAAGUUUGAAAUCUGUUGAAGAUGUUGACUUUAAUGACGAUUACGGCGAGCUGGAACCUUGCCAGUGCGGCGUAUUCAUGUCGCAACAGGUAGGCGUGAAGGAAGGUCGCCGGAGCAGGCCUCGUGGUCCCCCGGAAGGCGAGCCAGUGGUUACCUACGACACGGACUCCCCAAGCCUGCCUUGUGGUGGUGGUGGCUUCAAACAUUGUGUUAAUAAAUGUCUUGAUGUGAUAUUGAAAUACCUCCCUCGUGCCGGUCCCGUCAUAUGUGGGGCAGUAGAGCGGGAUAUACACCGAGAGAAAGCUUACCUCUUCAUCAAGAACUGCGGCGGGGAGUGGACACCUACCAGCUUCUCAGCCGGAAAAGAGUUCUGCUGUACUGACGGGCAGCAUCACAAAUGUUAA